Molecule: messenger RNA, 930 nt
Organism: Populus trichocarpa (black cottonwood)
Lineage: Eukaryota; Viridiplantae; Streptophyta; Magnoliopsida; Malpighiales; Salicaceae
Product: 50S ribosomal protein 5 alpha, chloroplastic
Exons: 3
Coding region: 151-576 (141 amino acids)
Source: RefSeq, a predicted model, not a curated record
CAAACUCUCUAUUAGAUCAACUUGAUCAUGGGUCAUCCCGCAGUUUAGCUGAUAGAUUUUAAUUGGACUGUUUCUUUCCUUCCUUCUUUAUCUAGGGUUUAUGUGAUUGCAAAUUAGGAUUUCCGAGAAAGAGCAGGCAAACAAUUACAAAUGGCUCUUCUUGUCUCUGUACCAAUUUCCUCUUCAUCUUCUUUAUAUGGCGUUUCAUCAACCAGGGUCACUCUUGGUCUCCCAUCUUGCAGGUUACCCAUUGGUGUACUCUCAAAGUCUUUUGAUGGAAUUUGCUUAAGCACCCCCGUGGGAAAGGGUUUAAUGACAGUUAAGGCGUUGUCUGACAGUAAGGGGACAAGUCCAGAUAGUGGGCAACCUGUGUCUGAAAGUGAUGAUGAAGAGGAGGAUGUGGUUCUUGAUAAAAUUCCUUUGGAUUCAAAGCUGCAGCUGAAGCUUGAGCACAAGAUGAAGAUGAAGUUGGGGAAGAAGAUAAGGCUUACGAGUAAGAAGCUUGAUCGGAAGCGAGGGAUGAGGAAGAGGGGACAGUGGCCACCAUCAAAAGUAAACAAGUUGAAGAAUGUCUAAACUGCCUGUUGUUUUGCAGACUGAGCAGAUGCAGAUUCCCUACAACAGAGAUUCAGCGGUGCUUGUGAUGUUAUUCAGUCAAAAACAUCCCUUCUCUUUCUGUUCAGUUUCAACGUCCAUGAAGUUGGAGAAUGAAGAUUAUAGCCGUAUAAAUAAUACUUGAAGGAGCCUAUCAAACAUAAACUUUUGGCCUCAUCAGGCUCAGUUCCAACCCUUUUUUGUAGCCUGGACGAGCCAUUCAUUCCAUGCUAGGCAUUCUUGCCUGUUCUGUAUGUGUAAACUUUCCUUUAAGCACUUGUUAAAAGAUUGUAUAUUCAGUACAUCAUGUAAUUGCCAUUAUUUUGCCGCUUCAAA